Molecule: messenger RNA, 1623 nt
Organism: Ostrinia furnacalis (Asian corn borer)
Lineage: Eukaryota; Metazoa; Arthropoda; Insecta; Lepidoptera; Crambidae
Exons: 1
Coding region: 1-1623 (540 amino acids)
Molecular function (GO): nucleic acid binding; zinc ion binding
Source: RefSeq, a predicted model, not a curated record
AUGGCCACAAAAUUUCUACUGGCGAAUGUCAACCACUGUGCCAGAGCUCAGGACUUAUUGCAACAGAGCAUGGCACAGUGGUCGACCCAGAUAUGUGUNGGGCAUUUACAGGGCCCUAUGCAGGCGGCCCUCAAAGAGGCCGUCGUUAUCAUCAGUGCGGCUACCAACAUCCUCGCUAGCCGCACUGUGUCCGAAGAAGUGCACGACCUUCAAGCACAGAACGACGUCCUGAGGGCCGAAAUAGACGAAAUGAAGAGAGAGAUGGGAGAACUUAAGGCCCAACUCCGGGCGAAAGCCCCCACUAAGGAGACCCAGGAAGAGACGACACCCUCCAAUAUGGAGGAGUGGGCGGCGAAGAUCAUGGGUGUGAUGACGGCGCGGAUCAAUGCCCGAGUGGAAGGGCUGGAGCCGCGCCUGAACCCCGAGCCCAGGCUUCGCCCGCCUUUAAGCUUCGAAAAGCGACGAGAGGAGGCCCCUUUACAGCCUUCUGUCAGCAACCCGGCGGCGACAAAACAAGCGGCAAGAGGCGCAACCGAGAGGGUCGCAGACCAGCCGCCUUCGGUCUCCUCCAACCCAAAGACCGGAGAAGCCAAGAAAGGCAAAAAGAGGAAGCAGAAGAAGGGGAAAGCCUCUAAGGCGCCCCCGGCAGCCACUGCUCCACCCGUCCCUCGUCCUCUACCGCCUGCCCCGACCUCAAUGAACGAGGGCUGGAGCACAGUGGCGAAACGAGGUAAGACGGAUGGGAAGGAAGAGAAGAAGGCGCCCAUCAGGGGCCAGAAAAAGGCGGCUAAAGCCGCUGUGCCGAAAGCGCGUCCACCAAAGUCCGCAGCUGUGGUGCUGUCAAUACAGCCGGCGGGCAGCGAGAAGGGCGCUACCUAUGAAAAGGCCAUCACGGAGGCAAAGAGACGGGUGGACAUUGCCGAAUUAGGCAUCGAGGCCGUCCGAUUCCGCAGAGCGCUCACAGGUGCCACCAUCAUCGAGGUACCGGGAGCGGCGAGCGAUGAGAAGGCCGAUGCCCUCGCUGAUAAGCUGAGGGCAAUCUACAAUGAGGAGGAAAUACGAGUGUCUAGGCCCACGAAGUGCUCUGAAUUGAGAGUAGCAGGACUAGACGACUCGGUAACACCCGAGGAAGUGGCGGCCGCAGUGGCCAAGUUGGGAGGAUGUUCCGUGGAGGCUGUCAAGGUUGGCGGUCUCCGUAGAGACUACACGGGACUUUUCGCCGCCUGGGUCCGUUGCCCAGUUCUAGCGGCCAAAAAGGUGAACGAGGGCCGUCUCCUGGUUGGAUGGGUUGCCGCCAGGGUGAGGCUUCUCCCAAACCGCGAACUGAGAUGCUUCCGGUGUUUGGAGGCCGGACACGUCCAGGCGGUAUGCCCGGCGGACGUGGACCGCAGCCGGCAAUGUUUCCGGUGCGGGCAGCUAGGCCAUGUCGCGGCCAAGUGUGAAAACGAGCCACACUGUACACUUUGUGCGUUGGCCGAUAAACCCGCGGGGCACCGCGUGGGCAGUAAGGCCUGCAAAGCCCCGGGGACGAAGAUAGGAAGGAGAGCGGCGGCAAGUGCCAAGGGCCAGCCAAAGCCAUCCAGCCCCACGGGGCCUGAGGAGACGCAGAUGGCCGGCGAAUAA